Molecule: messenger RNA, 2104 nt
Organism: Vitis vinifera (wine grape)
Lineage: Eukaryota; Viridiplantae; Streptophyta; Magnoliopsida; Vitales; Vitaceae
Product: splicing factor U2af large subunit B
Exons: 13
Coding region: 129-1835 (568 amino acids)
Biological process (GO): mRNA processing
Cellular component (GO): commitment complex; nuclear speck; U2AF complex
Molecular function (GO): poly-pyrimidine tract binding; pre-mRNA 3'-splice site binding
Source: RefSeq, a predicted model, not a curated record
AUAACAAUUUAUUUCCGACACGAUCUCUCAGAACAGUAGUAUAUAAGAACUCCAAACCCUUCUCGAGCCCUAGACAUCGCACAGCUUCUCCACUUAAUCUCGUUAGGGGAGUGAAAGUGAAACCAACGAUGCCGGACUACGAAGGCAGAUACGAAGGUAACGGUAAUGGAGAGGAUCUCGACAAUUAUGGUUCCUCUCCUCAACCACGGGGUAGUAGCCAUGGCGGUCCCGAUGACUAUAGCGAUUCUAAAUCUCAGCAUGGUUCUCGUGAGUAUCAAAGGGAGUCUUCCAAAAGCAGGGAAAGGGAAAGAGAGAAAGGGCGUGACAAGGAUCGUGAGAGAGACAGGGAUAGGGAAAGGGACAAGGAGAGGGACAGGGACAGGGACAGGGACAAGGAGAGGGACAGGGACAGAAGAGACCGCUAUAGGGAUCGGAGUGACAGAAGGGAACGAACCAGAGAUAGAGAUGAUGAUGAUUUCCACCGCAGCCGAGAUUAUGAUAGGCGAAGGGAUUUUGACAGGGAUAGAGAUGACAGGCAUAAGCGCAGGUCUCGUUCUCGUUCCAAGGGUAGAUCCGAACAGAGAUCAAGGUCAAGAUCUGCCUCGCUGUCAAAGAGCAAAAGGGUCAGUGGUUUUGACAUGGCGCCCCCUGCUUCUGCAAUGUUAGCCGGUGCUGCUGCUGCUGCAGACUUCACAGGUCAGAUUCCCGGUACCACUCCAACCAUUCCUGGAAUGUUCCCGAACAUGUUUCCAUUAGCCUCUGGACAGUUUGGAGCUCUUCCUGUUAUGCCAGUUCAGGCUAUGACUCAGCAGGCUACUAGACAUGCUCGGCGGGUAUAUGUUGGUGGACUUUCUCCCACAGCCAAUGAACAGUCUGUUGCAACCUUUUUCAGCCAGGUUAUGUCUGCAAUUGGAGGAAACACUGCUGGACCAGGGGAUGCUGUGGUUAAUGUUUAUAUAAAUCAUGAAAAGAAGUUUGCCUUUGUGGAGAUGAGAUCUGUUGAGGAAGCCAGUAAUGCAAUGGCUUUGGAUGGUAUCAUUUUUGAGGGUGCUCCAGUCAAGGUGAGGAGACCUAGUGAUUAUAACCCUUCUCUUGCUGCAACACUUGGUCCAAGUCAGCCCAAUCCCAAUUUAAACCUUGCUGCUGUGGGCCUAACACCAGGUUCUGCUGGGGGUCUUGAGGGUCCUGACCGCAUUUUUGUUGGUGGGCUCCCCUACUACUUCACAGAAGCACAGAUCAGGGAGUUGCUAGAGUCUUUUGGUCCUCUUCGGGGUUUUGAUCUUGUGAAAGACAGGGAAACUGGAAACUCCAAGGGCUAUGCAUUUUGUGUUUACCAAGAUCUUUCUGUUACUGACAUAGCUUGUGCUGCAUUGAAUGGAAUUAAAAUGGGUGAUAAGACUCUCACUGUUAGGCGUGCAAACCAGGGUGCUUCCCAACCUAAACCCGAGCAAGAGAAUGUAUUGUUGCAUGCACAGCAGCAGAUUGCUUUACAGAGGCUAAUGUUCCAGCCUGGGGCACUUGCCACCAAAGUUGUAUGCUUAACUCAAGUGGUUAAUGCGGAUGAGCUACAAGAUGAUGAGGCUUACGAAGACAUUGUUGAAGACAUGCGCAUAGAGGGAGGAAAAUUUGGUAAUUUAGUGAAUGUUGCCAUACCUCGCCCAAAACCAAAUGGUGAACCAACACCUGGGUUAGGAAAGGUUUUCUUGGAGUAUGCCGACAUUGAUGGUGCUACAAAAGCCCGGACUGGAUUGAAUGGAAGAAAAUUUGAUGGAAACCAAGUUGUGGCCGUCUUCUAUCCAGAGAACAAGUUUUCCCAAGGGGAAUAUGAUGGCUAGUUUGUCUGUAUCUUCUGGCUUUCAACAUCAGAAUUCACUGGGCAUGAUGUUUUCCGAUGUAUCACUAUGGUCUUUGGCCUAGAUUGGGUUAUAAAAGUUCAUGUUCUAAAUGACAGCUUACAAUGGGUCUCUGGAUUACCCUAUUUUUAACUUUGCAGAUAGUAGACAAGUAGUUCUUUUACCCCUCCCCCUUUCUUUUUUUAUUUCUAUUUCUAUUUCUUUGUUUUGACUGGUGUUCGGAAGUAUAAAAUUGUUGCUGUUGAACCUGA